Molecule: messenger RNA, 342 nt
Organism: Staurois parvus
Lineage: Eukaryota; Metazoa; Chordata; Amphibia; Anura; Ranidae
Source: the annotation of a GenBank genome assembly
CAGGGGCGGACUGACCAUUUGGAAACUCAGGCACUGCCCGAGGGUCUGGGGUCAGUAGGGGGCCCCAUGAAAUGUCCCUGGUACCUUUUUCAUAGGCUUUUUUGAGUUUGGGCAAGGACACAGGGGCCCCAUGAUCCCCUAUUGCCCGGGGGUCCCAUGAGUUGUCAGUCCGCCCCUGGGUGGACUGACCAUUGGGGAACUCGGACACUGCCCGAGGGCCCGGGGGUUAGUAGUUGGGGGCUCCAUGAGAUGUCCCUGGUACCUUUCAUAGGCUUUUUUGAGUGUGGUUUGAGUGUGGACGAGGAUAUAGGGGCCCCAUGAUCCCCUAUUGCCCGGGGUCCC